CUGGCUUCAGACCCUGCCCGCCAGGCCCAGCGCUGCGCGCAGCCCCAGCGAGAGCAUGGGCGGCGCCCGGGACGUGGGCUGGGUGGCGGCGGGCCUGGUCCUUGCGGCCGGUGCCUGCUAUUGCAUUUACAGGCUGACGCGGGGCCAGCGGCGAGGUGCCCGUCGGGUUGGACUGCGCCCCUCGCGGUCCGCAGAAGACUUAACCAAUGGCUCAUAUGAUGAUAUCCUAAAUGCUGAGCAACUUCAGAAACUCCUGUACCUGCUUGAGUCAACUGAAGAUCCUGUCAUCAUCGAAAAAGCUUUGGUCACUCUAGGUAACAAUGCAGCCUUUUCAGCCAACCAAGUCAUUAUUCGUGAAUUGGGUGGUAUUACAAUUGUCGGAAGCCAAAUCAAUAAUCCCAACCAGAGUAUUAAAGAGAAAGCUUUAAAUGCACUGAAUAACCUGAGUGUGAAUGUUGAAAAUCAAAUCAAGAUUAAGGUGUACGUUAAUCAAGUCUGCGAGGACGUCUUGUCUGGUCCCCUGAACUCGGCCGUGCAGCUGGCUGGACUGAGGCUGUUGACAAACAUGACAGUUACCAAUGACCACCAGCACAUGCUGAGCACCUACAUUGCAGACCUGUUCCACGUGUUGCUCACGGGAAAUGGAAGCACCAAGGUUCAAGUUUUGAAACUGCUGUUGAAUUUGUCUGAAAACCCAGCCAUGACAGAUGGACUCCUUGGUGCCCAGGUGGAUUCAUCAUUCCUUUCCCUUUUCGAUGGCCACGUAGCAAAGGAAAUUCUUGUUCGAGUUCUCACACUGUUUCAGAAUAUAGAUAACUGCCUCAAAAAGGAAGGUCGUUUAGCUCUUCAGCCAGCUUUCCCUGAAGGUUCUCUGUUUUACCUGUUAUAUGGAGACGAAUGUGCCCAGAAAAUGAGAGCGUUAGUUUAUCACCAUGACGCGGACGUGAAGGAAAAGGUAACGAUGAUACCAAAAUUCUAAUUGGUCGGUCGUGUUUUUCCAGGAAGUAGUGCAGUCUAGAAGUAAUACACAUAAACUUCUCAUCUUUCACCUUCCUUACAAAGAGAUUCUUGCGAUUGCUGAAAUUAAACCAGUAAAUAGCAUGUUUCAUCAUUAACACAGCUACUACCUGCCAUGGUCUUCUGGUUUAUUCUGGAUCAUUUUAUUGACUUCAAAUGAGUAUAAGAGCUUAUUCUCAAACCAUUUUCUUUCUUUGUAUUUUGCUUUUUGCUAAACUAGUUAUUUCCUCUACAUGGCACAACAGUGACCCUUUUAUGUAUAGCUACGCUUCCACUGUUGGAAGUGAUCUGCAGUUACUCAUCUGGGACAGCAUUAGCACCAUCCUAGGAAUGGCUUUGUUCUUUUAGUAACGAUGAGAUCUGUACUUGCAAGCCCACCUGCCACACUGCUUUCAAGUCUGUUCUAAUCAUGAGACCCUAUUUUAGCCCAUGCAAACUGUAACCUGUUAGAAGUGUUUCCUAGUACUCACCCACUCCCAUUCAGUGUGAUUUGUAUAACAUACUGGGAUCAGUCAAAAUCCAUCCAGAGGCAAUUGGUUAAAUCAGUUAUCUAGUCUUUAAAAAGAAUGAAGCAAGUUUGAAUGUGCUGAUGUGGAAAGACAUCCAUGAAAUAUGGUUGUUUUUAAAAUACAUGUAAAAAAACUGUGUAAUGUGACCCCAUGUGUGUUUUUUUUAAGUGAAGAAAAUUAUGCUUAUAUAUGAAUGACACAAGUGUUCUGUCCAUAUAUAAGUGUCUUGGUAUAUGGAGAGUGAUACCACCCUCCUGGGAAUAGGGCUGGAGAGGGAGGAAGUAACUUUUCUAUGAUCAACAACUUCUACUGUUUGAAUUUUUUACUCUGAGCAGAAAUUUUUAUACUUUUUUAAAUAAAGAAAAAAAGUCUCAAGUUUA
This is a messenger RNA of Sus scrofa (pig), 1906 nucleotides long. RefSeq names its product armadillo repeat containing 10 (gene ARMC10). Gene Ontology annotation, biological process: negative regulation of intrinsic apoptotic signaling pathway by p53 class mediator. The record is from RefSeq and is marked validated. Lineage: Eukaryota; Metazoa; Chordata; Mammalia; Artiodactyla; Suidae. Gene Ontology annotation, cellular component: mitochondrion.